Microplitis mediator is the source of this 536-nucleotide messenger RNA. Its product is annotated as cysteine-rich protein 1-like. Lineage: Eukaryota; Metazoa; Arthropoda; Insecta; Hymenoptera; Braconidae. The record is from RefSeq and is a predicted model, not a curated record. The transcript is spliced from 3 exons. Bases 151 to 387 code for a protein of 78 amino acids.
UUACCUUAUACCUUAAGCAGAUGCCCAGUUUGCGUUUGACCACGAUCAAAGAAACAUCAUUACUCAUUACUCAUUAAGUCACUUUAUAAUUAUUAUUAAUUUUCAUUAUUUACUUUAUUACAUACGUUUAUAUUUACACGUUUUAUUAUCAUGUCUACCUGUCCCAAGUGUAACAAACCUGUUUAUUUUGCUGAACGUAAAACUUCGCUGGGAAAAGAUUGGCACGGAUCAUGCCUACGCUGCGAAAAGUGUAACAAAACUCUGGUACCUGGAGGACAUUCUGAGCAUGAAGGAAAACCUUAUUGCAACCAUCCUUGUUAUUCAGCUCUUUUUGGACCAGGGGGUUUCGGACGCGGCGGAGCGGAAAGUUAUGUCUACAAUAAGUAAAACUAUACUCCAAUAUUAAAGUCUCGAGUUUAUAAAUUGAGAUAUUUAUUAAUCUUAACGUUGGAAUUAUGAUAAGUUAUAUGUAUAAAAAUAUUUCAUAGUUUUUCAUAUUUGAAAUACAAUAAAUUCUAUUACUUAAAAAUAUAUAA